ACGCCCGCUGUGCGACUGUCCUCGGUGCUUCACGAUGUUCGUCCUUGUCUUGUAAUGUUGUCGCUGGAAAGAAAAUAAACCGCUUACUCCGAGCUGGCACCAUGACUUCCAGAGGCACGCCGAGCCGCUUUUUAAAGAGCGUCUUACAGAAUGGAGUCGGGCGGUACGUCUGCCAGAUCAAGCGGAUUUCCCUCGUCUUCUCUAAGGAUGGGCAGACUUCCCUCGGUGCCAGAGAGUUUAUUGAAGACAAAGUGGUGGACUUUGCCAAGCAGAAUCCUGGGAUAGUGGUCUACGUGACUCCCCAGCGGUGCAGAAUUCCGAAAAUCAUCGCUGAAUACUUAAACGGCACUGUGAAAGAGGAGCGCAUUAAUAGCAAGACCUCGGAGGAGAUCACCCAGCUGAUUAAGAAGCUAUCCAGCCAGUCUGGGCUGGAGGUCAUCCGGAUCCGCAAACCCAUCCACACUGACAGCCCCAGCAUCCAGGGCCAGUGGCACCCCUUCACGAACCGGGCCCCCUCCCUCAGGGUGCACAGGGGGCAGCUCCCAAAUAACCAAGAAGAGCCUCAGCCCACCACAAACACCUGCUAAAUACAGAGCCAUUGACCAAGCAGAGCUUCAGACCACCACAAGCACCUGCUAAAUACAGAGGCAUUGACCAAGCAGAGCUUCAGACCACCACAAGCACCAUAAGAAAUAAAGAGCCACAGGAUUCUUUUUCUAUUCCAUGAAGGCGCUUCUCAUCGCAGUCGAAUCUUUUUACAAUUCAUACAGGUGUUACUGUCACUGGCGUUCAGGAGAUGGCAUCCUGGUUAUUUCCAGACAUCAGAGUCUGUUUGUGCUGGGCAGUGUGACAUGUAUCCAGUGCUAUUUAAAUUGCACCAUAAGAGCUUUGCCAGUUAAUUACUGAUUAAAAAUAGAUGCAUUGUAACUGUUAGAAAUGAUGCUACCCUUGCUUUAUUAACCAAGCAGUUAACAAAAAGAUAACACAAGUAAUUACAGUAACAGGUGAGUGAUUGCCCUCAUUGUUUCAUGUUUCCUGGUAUUGCCUAAAAUGGAUUUCUAUUAAAUCUCUUGUUGUACUACAAUAUAUUCUGAAUCCUAUUAAAAGAAUUGGCAUUCUCUUA
Polyodon spathula (Mississippi paddlefish) is the source of this 1123-nucleotide messenger RNA. RefSeq names its product 39S ribosomal protein L43, mitochondrial-like. Gene Ontology annotation, biological process: mitochondrial translation. Gene Ontology annotation, molecular function: structural constituent of ribosome. The transcript is spliced from 3 exons. The record is from RefSeq and is a predicted model, not a curated record. Lineage: Eukaryota; Metazoa; Chordata; Actinopteri; Acipenseriformes; Polyodontidae. Gene Ontology annotation, cellular component: mitochondrial large ribosomal subunit. The coding region runs from base 102 to 587 and encodes 161 amino acids.